This is a messenger RNA of Gongylonema pulchrum, 641 nucleotides long. The record is from the annotation of a GenBank genome assembly. NCBI's taxonomy places the organism in Eukaryota, Metazoa, Nematoda, Chromadorea, Rhabditida, Gongylonematidae.
AUGAGCGCUCGGAACCGACGUGAUCAAGAAAACAGGGAGCUGGAAUCGCUUGCACAAUGCCUACCGCUGGCUUCUGCAAUAACAUCUCAGCUUGAUAAGUCAAUGAGCGCUCGGAACCAACGUGAUCAAGAAAACAGGGAGCUGGAAUCGCUUGCACAAUGCCUACCGCUGGCUUCUGCAAUAACAUCUCAGCUUGAUAAGGCAUCGAUUAUACGUCUGGCAACCGCAUAUUUGGCAUUGCGGAACGUGUUACAGCCGCCAAUGAGUUACGUGCAGGACGGAAAAUUCGAGAUGGGAUCGUUUCUGCUACAGACACUUGACGGUUUUGUAGUAAUUUUGGAUGCCACUGGUAAGAUGAUAUAUAUCUCCGAGACCGCUUCGGUCCACCUUGGCCUUUCGCAGGCAUCGAUUAUACGUCUGGCAUCCGCAUAUUUGGCAUUGCGGAACGUAUUACAGCAGCCAAUGAGUUACGUGCAGGACGGAAAAUUCGAGAUCGGAUCGUUUCUGCUACAGACACUUGAAGGUUUUAUAGUAAUUUUGGAUGCCACUGGUAAGAUGAUAUAUAUCUCCGAGACCGCUUCGAUCCACCUUGGCCUCUCGCAGGUUAAUACUUUUUUCGAUGUUCUGCAGCAGUUGUAAAA